Aspergillus pseudoviridinutans is the source of this 513-nucleotide messenger RNA. RefSeq lists its product as uncharacterized. The transcript has a single exon. The record is from RefSeq and is a predicted model, not a curated record. The coding region runs from base 1 to 513 and encodes 170 amino acids. Lineage: Eukaryota; Fungi; Ascomycota; Eurotiomycetes; Eurotiales; Aspergillaceae.
AUGAUACCCCCUGACUGGCAACACCCUCCUUACGCGGAAGAUCAGCCAUUUCCGCACCUCAUCCUCGCCACUCAUGUCCUCGACCGCGGCUUCCAAGCGGGCUCCGCGCUCGGAGUAGCUGUUGGAUUUGUGAAAGCGUUGCGCUCUGAGGCCCCCAGCCUCCGCAUGUCGGCCAGCAUUAUCACGCGCUCGACUGGAUCCGCCGGCUUCCUCGGCCUGUGCAGCAUGGCCAUCCUGCUUCCUAUUCGGAUGGCAGGGAAGGAAAAAAUCGAAUGGCAGGAUCGGAGCUGGAGGCUCCUUGAGAAUAAGGGGCAGGUGGAGGUCGAUAAUUGGAGUACGUGGGGGAUGCUGGCGGGAAUUGGAACGACUACCGCGAUCAUCAGGAAGAACGGAAUGCCGCUGCGAGGGUCAGGGUUGACACAUAUCGUAGGAGGAGCGGGACUUGGGAGUUUGGCUGGCGUUAUUGGGUAUAUGGGAUGGAGAUAUGGCGUGAUGGGAGGGCAUAGAGAUUGA